Messenger RNA from Trichechus manatus latirostris (Florida manatee), 1614 nucleotides. RefSeq names its product necdin, MAGE family member (gene NDN). The transcript has a single exon. The record is from RefSeq and is a predicted model, not a curated record. Bases 75 to 1058 code for a protein of 327 amino acids. Lineage: Eukaryota; Metazoa; Chordata; Mammalia; Sirenia; Trichechidae. Gene Ontology annotation, biological process: negative regulation of transcription by RNA polymerase II. Gene Ontology annotation, cellular component: nucleus.
AGGAGUCAGCGGAGCUAACGCGGACCCAAAGGCUCCGGGACGUAGAGGCCCUGCCCUUGUCAGACACAGCAGACAUGUCGGAACAAAGUAAGGAUCUGGGCGACUCCAGCUUUGCAGCCGAGGCUUCCCACGCCGAGGUGUGCAGCAGCCCUGGGGUCCCUAAGGAGGGCCCGCCGCCCGUCUCUCAGGCCGCGACCCUCGCAGAACCGCAGAACCUUCUUUUCAGCCCAUUGGACGCCCCGCAGCCCUCGCCUCCUCCCCAGGCCCUAAGCGACAAGGGGGACGCGAAGGCCCUGCAGCAGGCGGCAGAAGAAGGCCGCGCCGGCCAAGUCCAGAGCGCGGCCCAGGCCCAGCCAGGCCUGGCGCCGCCAGCCCCUGCUCAGCUGGUGCAGAAGGCUCAUGAGCUCAUGUGGUACGUGCUGGUCAAGGACCAGAAGAAGAUGAUCAUCUGGUUCCCAGACAUAGUGAAGGAUGUCAUCGGUAGCUACAAGAAAUGGUGCAGAAGCAUUCUCAAGCGCACCAGCCUCAUCCUCGCCCGGGUGUUCGGGCUACACCUGAGGCUAACCAGCCUGCACACGAUGGAGUUCUCGCUUGUGAAAGCGUUGGAGCCGGAGGAGCUGGACAGGGUGGCGUUGAGCAACCACAUGCCCAUGACAGGUCUCCUGCUGAUGAUCCUCAGCCUCAUCUACGUGAAGGGCCGCGGUGCUAGAGAGAGUGCGGUCUGGAACGUGCUGCGCAUCCUGGGGCUGCGGCCCUGGAAGAAGCACUCCACCUUUGGGGAUGUGAGAAAGCUCAUCACGGAGGAGUUUGUUCAGCAGAAUUACCUGAAGUACCAGCGCGUACCACACGUUGAGCCACCCGAGUAUGAGUUCUUCUGGGGCUCCAGAGCUAGCCGUGAAAUUACCAAGAUGCAAAUCAUGGAGUUUCUGGCUAGGGUCUUUAAGAAGGACCCCCAGGCCUGGCCUUCCCGGUACAGAGAAGCUCUCCAAGAGGCCAGAGCCCUGCGGGAGGCAGAGACCAUUGCCCACUGCCCCCGCAGCAGCGUUUCCGAGGACUAGCAAGGUCUGGAGGCAGAUUUAUUGGUCUGGCCCUCACCAGUGUUGUGGAGGGGUGGGUGGGGCAUUAGAGUAUUCAGGAUUUACAGUGCAGUAUUUCACGUGUAACCUUUGGUUUUCAGUACAGUGCUUUUAUACCUUUUAAUGCAAUGUUGUAUUCAUUUGGGUACUAUUUGGUAGUGUUUAGAUUUAUGCAUGUUUGUUUAUAAGUAAGCUCGGUGCUUUCGCUCUUGUGCUACCUUUCUUGGAUUUUUGUACCAGAGAUGUGCUAAACUUAUGAAAUACAUUGAGAAAUUUUCCAUCUUAUUCUUUUAUAUGAAACAGAUGAUGUGUAUUGGGAUAGACUGCUCGUGGAGAGUUUGGAAGAACUUGCCAGUAAAGCUGGGCAAACCAAGAGAAAUGUCAAGGCCUCUCUCUGUCCUUGCUGGGCACAGGAAAUACAUCUGUGUGGAGUUCAAUGAUUUGAACUGAAAUGGUCUCACUGUGGGCACUUGGCACACUUUACUGAACACAAAUACAGUCCCACCACCAGUAAACAUUAAAGAUCCUUCUGAUACAA